Molecule: messenger RNA, 1532 nt
Organism: Nicrophorus vespilloides
Lineage: Eukaryota; Metazoa; Arthropoda; Insecta; Coleoptera; Silphidae
Product: protein APCDD1-like
Exons: 3
Biological process (GO): negative regulation of Wnt signaling pathway
Cellular component (GO): plasma membrane
Molecular function (GO): Wnt-protein binding
Source: RefSeq, a predicted model, not a curated record
AUGGUCGAGCUUUCGGUGAUGGAUCUCAGUGCGAGGUGGUUGCAGCCCGUGUUGCGCUGGAGAAUCAAAAUACUGUUGUGGACAGCAGCUCCAGGAUGUUGUCGGGAACUUGGCUUUCGGAAGGAUGCGAGAACAGGCCUGGACCGGAAUACGUUCUCAGAUCGUACACUUUCAAACCGGAUGGAAGUUACCGCUUCAUCCAGCAUCAUUACUGGGAUGACUCCUGCUCCACGCCGAAGCUCACCAUUGUCUCUGUCGGUCUGUUGCGCAUGAAGAAGGGAUCCAUGUUCCACGGUGAUUCUUCCGUCGGCUUCAUAAGACCCAUCAACAUCUCCAUCAUACCGCAAGAUAUUCGUGCUACCAAAGAACUUGACGAUUUGGUUGCUCACGAGUGUCCAGAUCAAAACUGGAAAGCUUGGAGGAGAUACGAUGAGCAUUUGGUAUACGAAAACAACAAUUUCUUCAAGCAAACCCAUUACCAAUCCAGGGAACAGUACACGGGAAACUCGAUAAGCGGUCGUCAGAUGUCUCAAAGUUCCGGAGACAUAAGUUGCCUAGGAUCACUAAAAUGGGCCUUCAACGAGCUUAAGUUAAUCAAGAUCCAACUGCGACCAAUCUUCAUGAAUUCCUUGGACAAAAAGAAGCCGAGAAACUACCGCUUCGAACUCCUCCUUGGUGACAUACACUCAAGAACGGAGCACCGCGAAAACUACUCUCCAACAUCGUACCAACAACCGUUGAUCAAUCACAUCCCCGACGGUUCAAUCGUCAAUGUUAACAGCAAAAAUUACACGAUCAAGAAUAACUGCAACAUUUGCGCAAAUUUGUUUUCGAGCAGUAAAACUCCUCCGCAUCUCUUCGAGAAACCUCAUCUACCACCGUUUAUUUGGGGCGAAUGGACUUCCACGCGUUGCGAGAUUAGACCUAUGGGAUUGUACUUAACGCGUAAAUUCAACUUCUUUAUAAGUAAUUCCGAAUGGGUCGCGGAUCAUAAAUUCUAUGAUGAUCCGUUUUGCACCAUACCGAAAUUCGUCGCAAGCGUUUCAGGACAUUUUUCUCUAUCGGCAAAGAACACCGUAAUACCUGCAAGCACCAACAUCGAUUUGAUAUUGGAGAAUGCCAGUUUGAUUAUACACAGUCGUCGGAUGGUGCGUGAGAUGAAUCUGCUGAAGACUUGCGGUCCGUACAAUUGGAAACUGGGGCAAGCUCAGGAUCUGAGUUCGACAAGAGGAUGCGCACAGUUGGGAAUUUUGGUACCUUCUGUGCAUUACGACAUCGUCAAAGUGGAGAUCAAUUACGAAGGAAAUUGUCUUUUGUAUUUGGGACAAUUCGAUACUGACAAUAUGCCUACAACAAAUGCGGAUAGACCUUCCGCUUUCCAAGAGCCUUUGGUUAAGUGCGGAGAAGCUCCCAACUUCAUAGGCGAAGAAGACGAGUAUUACGACGAUUUAAUGAUGUACAAUUCAAGCAUUCAAACUCAAAACCUAAUACACAUAUUGAUCAUGUCUAUAGCAUUAAUUAAACUACUUUAG